AAUAACAAACUAACUGAUUUACAAGAAAAAAAAAAACAAUAAUACACUCAAAUAGGAAUAAAGUGAAAACCACAGAAAAUCGUCCGCAAUGGAGGGCCGUCUUAUCGAGUACCGCCCUAUUGGUGGUGGCCUCGACUACCACCACAAUUCGCCACUAAUCGGCGAAAUACCGCCGGCUGGUGGCGACUACUCGCAUGCCGUCCAUCGUUCCAUCGAUCAAUUGCGCAACAGUUUAAAUGAGCGCGUCGCACUCGGACCGCUGAGUGUUUUUUCGAAUUCCUCCGCCGAUCUGCGCUCGUCGGUUUUGUCCUACAGUCAGCAGCAGCAGCAGCAGCAACAAGCCACGCAACCGCAACAUGGCCCACCACAUGCCAGCCAUCAACAACAGCAACAGCAACAGCAACAACAACAGCAACAACAACAACAGCUGACCACACAGUAUGGACAACUUGCGGCGGCUACUGGUGCGAGCAAUGCCAGCGCUGGCGAUUUACAUGCCCAGCAGCAGCAGCAGCAGCAACAACAACAGCAGAAAGUUAGCACCACCACAGGUGUAGCACCAUCGAACGCUGUAGCGGUUGCCAACAACAAUAACAAUCCUGCAAUUCCGGUUAAAGUGGCCAUCGACUCGAAUGCCGUAGUCAGUUCGACGGUGCCGAAUGGCGCCACAACGGGCAACAGCGCUGGUGCAAAUACCACAGUUCCUAGUGGCCCUGGCGGCGGUGGUGGUGGACGUGGUCGUAAAGCGCGUAUCUAUCCAAAUCCGAAUCAGCACAUCAUCGUGACCAGCAACAGUGUGGAUCAUCAUCACGCCGCUGCCGGACGUCAUCAUCACAUCGGCACUGUCAGUGAUGUUGGUGGCGGCGGCGGUGGCGGCAGUGUUGGCUCAACAACCAGUUCUCCACGGCAUAUGGACAUCAAGGAUACGAAGAUUUUCAGCUCGAAAGUGGACCUACAGCUGCACACGCAAAUUCAUAUGCGCGAAGCUAAGCCGUACAAGUGUACGCAGUGCUCCAAAGCGUUUGCCAACUCAUCCUACCUGUCGCAGCACACCCGCAUCCAUCUGGGCAUCAAGCCGUAUCGUUGCGAGAUCUGCCAACGCAAAUUCACCCAACUGUCACAUCUGCAACAACACAUUCGCACCCACACCGGCGACAAGCCGUACAAGUGUCGACAUCCCGGCUGCCAGAAAGCCUUCUCGCAACUCUCCAAUCUGCAAUCGCAUUCGCGCUGCCACCAAACGGACAAGCCAUUCAAAUGCAACUCCUCAUCGGUGAAUGCGGGCGGCGGAGGUAGUGCUGGUGGCGGUGGUGGUGGCAGCGCGUCAGGUGGACCGCCCAACGGACAUGGUGAGCUGCAGUCGCAUCACCGGAUGAGCGACAAUGGUCGGGAAGAUAUCGUAUCCACACCAUCCACCGUCGGACCCUACGAUGCGGCCAGUAUUACAAAGACCACCAGCAAUUCAGCAUUCACGCCCAUCAAUUCAAUGCCACCACACUUGAAUACACUCAGUCACCAUCCGAUGGCGCAGCGACCCUAUCUGUAUGAUGCCAUCAGUUUCCAAAAUAAGAAUGUCAAUCAGAAUAAUUCGAAUACCUUUCCCAAUCAACUGAUAUCGCUGCAUCAAAUAAGAAACUAUGCGCACCAACCGGCUGGACUAAUGGCUGGCGAGCAUUUGCUUGGCGUUAGUGUAGGGCCUGGUAAAGACAAAGGAUAGCUAUACUUUUAAGUGCGAAAGCACGAAACACUCACAGGGCAGGAGUAUUCAGAUGAGCUUGAAGAAUAUUUGAACCGAGCUGGAACGACAUGGUGUGGCAGACAGACCACCUUACUGAAGGAGAAAGUGGAUAUACAUCUAAAUAAAUACAUAAAUGGAAUUGCUAAUGAAAAAUAAACAACAACUUGCGAUGAUUUUAAGUAAAAUUAUGUAUGCACAAAUCCCAACUUAUCUACAGCGCCUUAGUCUUUCUUCUUCUUACGCUACACACAUUAAAUGUUCUGUGGGUUCUACUUUCGCACAGUAUGCUGAACGUCGUCUGAUUUGGUUUAGGCUAAGUAAAAAAAGAUUGUAAAAGUAUUUUGUACAGAUUUUAAGAUAGCAUUUUAAAUUUAAGUAUGUAUUGUGUAUAAAUUUUUAACAUUCACUUACCGUCCAUUUGCGUUGAAAUUUCAAGGAGCAAUAGAUAUGAAAAAACAAUUUCUUUUUCAAAAACGAAAAACUCAUUUCUACAUGUUUUAUAUUACAUAUAUAACUGCGAUUUAUUUUAAUUAGAUUUAGGCG
Rhagoletis pomonella (apple maggot) is the source of this 2281-nucleotide messenger RNA. RefSeq names its product zinc finger protein rotund. The coding region runs from base 89 to 1717 and encodes 542 amino acids. Gene Ontology annotation, molecular function: DNA-binding transcription factor activity; RNA polymerase II cis-regulatory region sequence-specific DNA binding. Gene Ontology annotation, biological process: regulation of transcription by RNA polymerase II. The transcript is spliced from 4 exons. The record is from RefSeq and is a predicted model, not a curated record. NCBI's taxonomy places the organism in Eukaryota, Metazoa, Arthropoda, Insecta, Diptera, Tephritidae.